Molecule: messenger RNA, 804 nt
Organism: Parnassius apollo (apollo)
Lineage: Eukaryota; Metazoa; Arthropoda; Insecta; Lepidoptera; Papilionidae
Source: the annotation of a GenBank genome assembly
AUGCUUCCUUCACGCUUUUAUGGCACUGCUAACUGCAUUAAACCUAUUCCUGGUGAUGGCUCUCUUAGCAACGAUGAUUCACUAUCUGAUUCCGAUGACGAUGUUCCGCUUUCGCGCUUGCGCAACCAAACACGUAAAAAACCUAUAAUUAUUCUACCAUCCGAUUCCGAUACUUCCGAUGACGAAAUAGUUGAUCCUAGACCUAAAAAUUUGAAACAGAAGCGAGCAGUUAAGGAAAAAAUUAUCUGGACUGAAGGAAAAAUGCCAGCGUAUGAUGAAAAUAAUUUCAAUUUUAGUGGUAGCCUGGAAUUGCCAGAGUUUGCUCAAGAAUUAGAAUCACCUGCCGAAUUUUUCCAAUUUUUUUUCACAGAAGAUUUGAUAACAUUUAUUACGGAACAGUCAAAUCUGAAAUCUACUCAGGUCAGUGUUAACAAGCCAGCAAAUAUCACAACUACUGAGAUUGAGCAAUUUAUAGGUAUUGUCAUCUUCACCUCAUUAGUUCACCUGCCAUCUACACGGAUGUAUUGGUCCAACAACAUUGGUCAGCAUCAAGUCAAUUCAAUAAUGACAUGUAAUAAGUUUGAAAUGAUAAAACGUCAUCUUCAUUUCAAUAAUAAUGAAGAUUUCAAACCACCCGGUACACAAAGUCACGAUAAACUGUUUAAAAUUCGACCUCUCAUAGAAAAAUUAAGAGAGCGGUUACUUUUGAUACCCAAAGAAGAAUAUCUGGCCGUAGAUGAGCAAAUUAUACCCACGAAAGCUCGCCACCAACUCAAACAGUACAAUCCAGGCAAACCUCAUUAG